UUUUCUGUCAUUUUAAACAUGAAUUUGGAGUUUUUACUACGCUAAUCUGUGUAGCCAACCUGAUGAACUCCUUGAACUUGCUUUCUUUGCAUCUGUGAUGAGUAAGUGCAAUGGUUGGCAGUAUGUUGCCACCAGAGGGUAUAAAACUUACAUGCCUUGCCAUUGCAAUGAUUGGCAAUAGGAAUAUAGGAUGCCACCAGAGGGAAAACAAACCUACAUGCUUUGCCAAAGGCUGCAUGCUUUAAAGUGGUGGCAUGAUAUCCUACAAAAUGGAAAUUGAAUCAUUUCACUCCACCUCCCAAGUGGUUAAGCAGCGGCUAGCCUCCAACGAUAACUGGUGUGAGAGGAAACCUUAUUAUGCUUUAAAAUUUAUCUAAAAAUUUUGGGAUUUUUGGACAAUUUAAAGCAAAAGAUUCUUCCCAAGGAUGAUUGAUUUCUGUGUAAUUCUUCAAAUGAAGUUUGGCUCAUCGCUCUGUCACAACAGUAUAUCAGUAUAAGUUAUUGUUAUCCAUCAACUUUUACCACUUCGAAAGCUAAGUACUACAAGAGGAUUGCAAUCCUUCAAUCUUUGCUGUUGGCUAAAAAUGCUUUACAAAUUAUUAUUACCAAAAGAAAGUUAGCACUGCCAUUGGUCUUGUUCACAUUAAACGGUUCACAUGAGCCCCAUCAAGAUUAUUAAGUUACACGCAUAUGGGCAGAAUACAACCCCAAACAAAGGAUCAAAGCACAGCCGUUUAUGUUUUACCCCGAAAAAAAACCCUUCAGUCCAAGUGGGUUAACGUAGGUUUGCCAAACUUGUUUGACUCGUGAGUUUCUCUGCUGGAAUUCAAAACUUCGCUCCUUGGCAGUCGCAGAACGGAUUUGUCUCAGGUGAUUCUGUUCUGUCAUUGCUUUAAUUUCAAUUCCUAUGUUUUGUUUUAUCAGCAAAACUCUUCUCCAUGGGAGGGACAAGAUCACAGCCCCUCAAACUAUGAAACUUUUCUGCACUCUUCGAAAGAACCCAUCGAUUUUAUCUCUCAGAUUAUUUUCCUCGACUUCAAAUCAGCAGCAAUCUUUUACAGUUUCUUACCUCAUUAACACUUGUGGGUUGUCUCCGGAAUCUGCUUCGCAUGCCUCUAAAUUUGUCAACUUUGAAACCCCACAUAAGCCCGACUCUGUCCUUACCUUUUUCAAGAACCAUGGUUUCUCAAAAACCCAAAUAGCAACCAUCUCCAAGAGGCGGCCAGCGUUGCUUUUAUAUGAUGUUGAGAAAAUCCUUUUGCCUAAAGUGGAGUUUUUUUACUCGAAAGGUGCUUCAGGUUCUGACCUUACCACAUUCGUAUCUAAAUAUCCAACUAUUUUGGCUAUUAGCUUGGAGAAACAAAUUAUCCCUUCUUUUAACUUGCUUAGAAAUAUGCUUCUGUCUGAUGAGGAUGUCAUCAAUGCUAUAAAACUCUAUCCUCGAAUUUUCUCCUAUGAUUUUAAUGCUUAUAUUUUGCCUAAUAUCAAUAUUCUGAGAGAUACUGGAGUGCCUGAAUAUAACAUUGUUAAAUUACUCCAUUGGCUGCCUAAAACAUUCUUCCGAGCUCCAGUCCAGGUCAAGGAGAAUGCUGAGAAAUUAAAGGGAAUGGGUUUCAAUCCUGAGAGGGUUAUUUAUCUUGUAGCUGUCUAUGCAUUGGGGUCAUUGAGCAAGUCCACUUUGGAGAAAAAGGUUGAUACUUUUAAGAAGUGUGGUUGGUCUGAGGAAGAAGUUUUAGAAGCUUUUAGAAGAAAUCCUUUGAUAAUGACAAUUUCCGAGGAUAAAAUUAUGGCUGUAAUGGAUUUUCUUAUGAGCAAAAUGGGUUUCGAGGUGUCAUCCCUGGCGAAAUACCCUCGUAUAAUGGCAAUGAGCUUAGAGAAGAGGCUUGUUCCGAGGGGUUUGUUUGCUCAAGAUUUGUUGUCUAGAGGUUUACUUAAGAAGAAAAUUCGGUUGCCAAAAUUGUUUGAGUCUUCGGAGGAGUUGUUCCUGAGCAGGUUUGUGUAUGCCUAUGGAGAAAAAGCUCCAGAGCUGUUGAAGCUGUAUGAAGAAAAAUAUAACCUUGCAGUAGGAGGCAAGGGCAAAAUACAGAUAUCGUAGAAGUUGUCCUUUGAUCCUUGUUGAAUUCUUGAAUUCAUGAAUGUGCAACUAAUCAGAAAUUUUGAGCAAUAUCCAUUUUCUGUCAUUAGUGAGUCUUGAAUUUCAGCUAUAGGACUCUUUGCCUAAUGCUGCCCUUUAUCUUCCCUUCUGAAAUCAUCCUCUCCUCCACCUCCUACCAAGUUGCUUAGCAGCUCCAAAAAUGCUACUGUCACAAAGAAGCCUUGCAAGGGUUUGACAUGGAUCAUAUGAAGAAAUGGUGCUGCUGUUAUAAUUUAGAACAAGCUCUUGGGCUUUUUCAAUACUAGGAUCAAUUAUAUUAGUGUCUAUUCUUAUCAAUUUAGAAUUAUUCUUUCUCCUGUUUAUGAUGAUAACUCAUUAUUCACAAAGAAGUGAGCAAAACUUAUGUUCUUUUAAAUGAUUAGCUCCAUAUUUUUAUCAUCAUCAUAA
Theobroma umbraticum is the source of this 2542-nucleotide messenger RNA. RefSeq lists its product as uncharacterized. Gene Ontology annotation, biological process: regulation of DNA-templated transcription. Gene Ontology annotation, molecular function: double-stranded DNA binding. NCBI's taxonomy places the organism in Eukaryota, Viridiplantae, Streptophyta, Magnoliopsida, Malvales, Malvaceae. The record is from RefSeq and is a predicted model, not a curated record.